UUUAAUAGACGUGGCCCGUCUCUGCUAAAUAAUCUCUGGUUCCGCAUUCCAACACGCUAAGCGUUACUUAAACACGCUGAUGCAACGCGAAUCAUAUCACAAACGCACUGAACGGCCGAACAAUCACGAACUCGCCGCAGAAAACCACAAUGAUGCCCGGUCAUAUCCCUGAUCCAAUGGUACCAGCCGGUUCUCUGCCCAGUGUCGGCCCAUUCGCCGGCAUUCCCGCCACUACUCUCACAGACCAGCUCAAACUAGCAGAACUCUACAGACUAGGUGCAGUUUUGUCCCCUCUCAGCAUCCUGAACAGACACGCCAAGAGACCGCUUGGUGUCAUCAAGGGUGAGUCAGAUGACAAUGAAGAACGCAGGAAAAGAAGGCGAGAAAAAAAUAAAGUUGCAGCCGCUCGCUGUCGGAACCGAAGGAAAGAAAAAACAGACUUUCUACAGAAGGAGUCAGAACGGCUGGAGAUGUUGAACUCGGCGCUGAAAUCUCAAAUUGAGAAUCUGAAAUCAGAGAGACAGCAACUCGUUGUGAUGCUUAACCUCCAUAGGCCCACCUGCAUCGUCCGAACCGACAGCGUGAAAACCCCAGAGGGAGACGAACAUGUCGUGGAUCAUCUCACAGAUCAGUUUGACUGAAACAAGAGCGAGAGAGACAAGCAAACAUGCCAAAAACAGAACCACAGUUGUCUACAUUAUGCGUCAGGACGGCAGUGUGCAGCAGAUGCGAAUGACGGAGAAGAAACUGAAGAUGGAACUUGUUCUUGAGACCGCAGCAGGAUUAACAUUUUAUUGUCCAAAAAAAAAAAGUGAUAAUAGAAAUCUACAAAGGUCUGUGGUCGGAAAUGUAAUGUAAAAAUGACUCUUUCUAUGGCUAACCAUGGAAUUGUCCAUCAGUCUACAUGGCUACGUUCACACAGUCAUUGUUUGGGCUUGACAACAGUGACAUACUGUCUGUUUGAACGAAUAACCAAGUCAAGCCCUUUCUUUUCUUAUGGCUGUCAAUCCCAAACAUGAGCAGUGUAAACAAAGCCCUUGAGUAGAAAAGGGAACCGGUAAAGUCUGCUUAUCUGCUGUGUGGAUACAAAACAACCUUUCCCUGAGAGUAAUGAAAAGAGUUCUGGAUCUCUGCAAACACUGCCAUAAAACUUCCUGAUAGCAGGUGUGUCUGUACUGUUGAGAAACCAGUGUAGCAUCUUUCAGUUUUUAUUUGAUUGUAAAUAAGAUUUUACCUUGGUAUAGUACAUGAAUGCCAAAUUGUCACAUCAGCCACCAGAGGGCGCUGUCGGAUCUUGUUCACUGACUCUGGCGUCUCGUUUACAGUUGUUUGCAUUGAUACAGUACAUGUAAAUGUGUUAAUGAUAUGUUAAUGAUAUGUAAUCAUUUAUAUUGUGCUAUCAUAUGAUAUGGUAAGUUAUAUGUAUUUGUAUAUUCACAAUGCUUGUUGAACAGGCACUUUUGUUACUAAUGUUUCUUUGUUACAUGGGGCAUCAAAAUAAAACCUAUUUUUUAAA
Xyrauchen texanus (razorback sucker) is the source of this 1516-nucleotide messenger RNA. RefSeq names its product jun dimerization protein 2-like. Gene Ontology annotation, molecular function: DNA-binding transcription factor activity, RNA polymerase II-specific; RNA polymerase II cis-regulatory region sequence-specific DNA binding. Lineage: Eukaryota; Metazoa; Chordata; Actinopteri; Cypriniformes; Catostomidae. The coding region runs from base 150 to 641 and encodes 163 amino acids. The transcript is spliced from 4 exons. Gene Ontology annotation, biological process: regulation of transcription by RNA polymerase II. The record is from RefSeq and is a predicted model, not a curated record. Gene Ontology annotation, cellular component: nucleus.